Messenger RNA from Condylura cristata (star-nosed mole), 2543 nucleotides. RefSeq names its product poly(A) binding protein interacting protein 1 (gene PAIP1). Gene Ontology annotation, biological process: regulation of translational initiation. Gene Ontology annotation, molecular function: protein binding; RNA binding; translation activator activity. The transcript is spliced from 11 exons. Lineage: Eukaryota; Metazoa; Chordata; Mammalia; Eulipotyphla; Talpidae. Bases 387 to 1469 code for a protein of 360 amino acids. The record is from RefSeq and is a predicted model, not a curated record.
GCCAUCAAAACCCCACGGUGAAUCGGAAAGGCCGGGGGGCGCAUUUUGAUUUGGUGGCAGCACCCCGCCCCCGCAGCCCACGUAGCAGGUGGCCGGACGCGCUCCGGAGCCCUCAUCCCCAUCCGUCCUCGGGGCUCGGCCGGCGCCGGGUCAUCAAGCUCACCUGCGCGCCCACGGAGGUGCGCGUCCGCGAACCCCGCGGCUGGCUCCACGCCCCCUCCCCCUGUCUUUAUUUUCCGGGCCUCAACCGUCAGUCUCGCACUGCUCUCCCGGGAACGAGCACGUCCAGCGGGCCCGUCUCGGAACAAACGAGGCCCCUGAGAGCUCCACCUAGUUCACAGGAUAAAACCCCGCAGCAACAGCAGCAGCAGAACUCGGAGUCAGCAAUGGCUAAACCCCAGGUGGUGGUAGCUCCUGUAUUAAUGUCUAAGCUGUCUGCCAAUGCACCUGAAUUUUACCCAUCAGGUUAUUCUUCUAAUUAUACAGAAUCCUAUGAGGAUGGUUGUGAGGAUUAUCCCACUCUAUCAGAAUAUGUUCAGGAUUUUUUGAAUCAUCUUACAGAGCAGCCUGGCAGUUUUGAAACUGAAAUUGAGCAGUUUGCGGAGACCCUGAAUGGUUGGGUUACAACAGAUGAUGCUUUGCAAGAACUUGUAGAACUUAUCUAUCAACAGGCCACGUCUAUCCCAAAUUUCUCUUAUAUGGGAGCUCGCCUGUGUAAUUACCUGUCCCAUCAUCUGACAAUUAGCCCACAGAGUGGCAACUUCCGCCAAUUGCUACUUCAAAGAUGUCGGACAGAAUAUGAAGUUAAAGACCAAGCUGCAAAAGGGGAUGAAGUGACUCGAAAACGAUUCCAUGCAUUUGUACUGUUUCUGGAGAUCAAGGGAACAAAUGGACAGGUUACAAGAGCAGAUAUUCUUCAGGUUGGUCUUCGGGAGUUGCUGAAUGCCCUUUUUUCUAAUCCUAUGGAUGACAAUUUAAUUUGUGCAGUAAAAUUACUGAAGUUGACAGGGUCAGUUUUAGAAGAUGCCUGGAAGGAGAAAGGAAAGAAUGAUAUGGAAGAAAUUAUUCAGAGAAUUGAAAAUGUUGUCCUAGAUGCAAAUUGCAGCAGAGAUGUAAAGCAGAUGCUAUUGAAGCUUGUAGAACUCCGUUCAAGUAAUUGGGGUAGAGUUCAUGCCACCUCAACUUACAGAGAAGCAACACCUGAAAAUGAUCCCAAUUAUUUUAUGAAUGAACCAACAUUUUAUACAUCUGAUGGUGUUCCUUUCACUGCAGCUGAUCCAGAUUACCAAGAGAAAUACCAGGAAUUACUUGAAAGAGAAGAUUUUUUUCCAGAUUAUGAGGAAAAUGGAACAGAUUUAUCAGGGGCUGGUGAUCCAUACUUGGAUGAUAUUGACGAUGAGAUGGACCCAGAAAUAGAAGAAGCUUAUGAAAAGUUUUGUUUGGAAUCAGAGCGUAAGCGAAAACAAUAAAGCUGAAUUUCAGCAUAUCGGUUUUAUAAAGCAGUUUAGGUUAUGGUGUUUAGCAGAACACAGGAAAGCAAGAAAAUUUGUCACACUUAUAUACCAAAUUAAGGAUGUUGAGUUAUGUUACUAAUGUAUACAACGUUAAUUUUUGUUUAACACUAUCUGCCAAAAUAAACUUUAUUCCCUAUAACUUAAUGUGUAUAUAUAUAUAAUAGUUUAUUAUGUACAGUUAAUUCCACUGUUUUGGCUGCAAUAAAGUCAAUUUUGAAAUAAAUGAAAUGUUGAAAGUAAAUUUUGCUAGCUGAUUAGAAGCUUAUCCUUUAAAUUCUACUUUUCUUAAAGGAAAAAGUUGUAGGCUGGAAAAACACAUUAACUGCAAAAAAUGUAGCACCCUUUAUCCUUUCUUAAAUGAGUAUUAAUAGCUUUCAUUUAGUUUGACAUUCAGUGUUUCAGUGAAUUGCGUUUCAAAUAUGAAUCACAAUCAUGAAAAUCUUUAGCGCUAAAGUCUUAGAAUAUAUUGUUAACCACUGUUUUCCAUAUCCAGAUGCUAUUUGAUACCAAGGGCUUUUAAAAAUGUCAUUUAAAAAAAGAUUUGGAACUUUCAAGUAAGGUUCUCCACUGAGGACUUGAUGCAAUUUUAGAAUGUUUUCUUCUUACCUAACUUCAUUACCCUAAAGCCUAGAACAUUAUUCUGCUUUAUUUAUAUAGCUUUCUCAUUUUUAUUUUGUAGCAUGAGUUGCAUUGACUUUUUUACUAGAGAAUUUUACUAGAUCUUUGUCACUCAAGUUUUCAUCUGCUUUAUAAUUGAUAGACCUUGAGGAUCACUUUUCUAAUACUUUUACUAUAAUGUGGUACCACCUCUGCCCUAGUUAAGUAGUAUUUUUACAUAAUGUCCGAUCUUUUUCCAACUAACUAAAACUAUAUACAAAAGGGUUGGUUGUAAAUAUGCAUGUAAAUAGUUCUGUUAAUAACCCACUGUUUACAUUUGGUACAUCUGUGUCUGCUACAAUUAGCUUUCUCACUUUUCUGCUUGUUUGUUCAGUCUGGAUUAAAGUUAGACUUUGAAAAUAAAAUUCAAAU